GCGGCAGCGCCGCUGCUUCCUGUCGAGCGCCCGCAGCCCGGCUCCCCGAGUCCCAUUUCCCUGUCGCCCAGCCCGGGUCCAGGUGGACUGCUUUUUCUGUCGCCCGGGGGGGACAGAUGGGCCGCUGUGUCCGCCCUAAUCCUCUCCGAGCUCAGCAACUUUGGCUCGCCGCACGCCCUGGCCGGACGGUCCGUCCAGUGUGAUUCCAUAUGGAAGCAUCUGAAGCCCCGUAUGACUUCCAAGAGUGAAGAUACGCAACAGCAAAUCAUCAGGGAGACUUUCCAUUUGGUGUCUAAGCGAGAUGAGAAUGUUUGUAAUUUCCUAGAAGGAGGAUUAUUAAUUGGAGGAUCUGACAACAAACUGAUUUAUAGACAUUAUGCAACACUAUAUUUUGUCUUCUGUGUGGAUUCCUCAGAAAGUGAGCUUGGCAUUUUAGAUCUAAUUCAAGUAUUUGUGGAAACAUUAGACAAAUGUUUUGAAAAUGUCUGUGAACUGGAUUUAAUAUUCCAUGUAGACAAGGUUCACAAUAUUCUUGCAGAAAUGGUGAUGGGAGGAAUGGUAUUGGAAACCAACAUGAAUGAGAUUGUUACACAAAUUGAUGCACAAAAUAAGCUGGAGAAAUCUGAGGCUGGCUUAGCAGGAGCUCCAGCCCGUGCUGUAUCAGCUGUAAAGAAUAUGAAUCUUCCUGAGAUCCCAAGAAAUAUUAACAUUGGUGACAUCAGUAUAAAAGUGCCAAACCUGCCCUCUUUUAAAUAAAAUAUUAAAAAGGCCACUCCCAGGUAAAAUCCAGAGGGAAAGUCAUCUAAGUUUACCAUGCAGUUGUUUACCAAAAAUAGAGGAGUCUUAACUUGGCUCUUGGAUUGAAGUCAAGGUACUGUAUAGAAGCUGCAUAAACUCAGUAUGAAAGUUCAAUGUUGCUUUUCUUGCUCAGUGAUUUUAAAGAAAUUGAAUAGUUCCCGUGUGAUUUUUUUUUUCUUUUCUAAAUUGCAUUCCUAUGCCCACAUAAAGGCAUGCCUCUAUAUAUUGGCUAUUACAGUAUUUCGAAAAGUGAGAUGUUUCUUUAAUUAUGUACAACCCAAAAUGUUGAUGUUUUGUAUGGAUCACAAGUGCAGCAUUCUCUAAUUCUUCCUGCUGUUUGUCACAAUUGUUAUUUAAAGAACCAAGUAUGUAUUGCAUGAAAACAUGACCUUUUCCUUAGUUUAAAUAAACUCCAAGGUAACUGGA
This is a messenger RNA of Peromyscus maniculatus bairdii (prairie deer mouse), 1224 nucleotides long. The record is from RefSeq and is a predicted model, not a curated record. NCBI's taxonomy places the organism in Eukaryota, Metazoa, Chordata, Mammalia, Rodentia, Cricetidae.